CACUGACAACAUGCGCAAUUUCCAAGUCAUAUGAUCGAUUCCCAGCAGAGAUCACCUCAUCGUUCGUCGCAAAGAUGGCCAGCCAGACGCAGGGAAUUCAGCAGCUUUUAGCGGCCGAAAAGCGGGCCGCAGAGAAAGUAUCUGAUGCACGGAAACGUAAGGCUCGCAGGUUGAAACAAGCCAAGGAAGAGGCUCAAGAUGAAAUCGAAAAGUACAGACAAGAACGUGAAAAGCAAUUCCGUGAAUUUGAAGCCAAGCACAUGGGAUCCAAAGAGGAUGUAGCCGCUCGUAUCGAAGCUGAUACUAAAGUGAAAAUUGAGGAGAUGAAUCGUGCUGUUGCCAUCCACAAGGAUCCGGUAAUGUUGAAGAUUUUGGAGCUGGUAUACGACAUCAAGCCAGAGUUGCACAAGAAUUAUCGCGUCGAUGCCUAAGCAACAAAAAAGCUCCCACAUCCAAUAAUUAUAAAUACUAUAUUCUAUAAUAUACAUGUACAUUAAAUAUUAUAACUACAUAUAGAUAUACCCAUAUACAUACUAUAUAUACGCAUAUAUCUUAUGUAAUGUAUCUAUCAAUCGGUCAUUCUAUUGUAUUUAAACCAGAAUAACAGUUUACUGUUUAGCUUUAGAUGGUGAUACUCAAACUUGAAUAGAGAGAAAUGACGAAAGAAGUAAAAACGAAGGAAUGAAAUGAAUGAGGACGUGUUACAGCUAUAAUCCUUGUGUACUGGUCGAAUCGACAAUAAGUAAUAAUUGCAUUGUAUUAAUUAUAUCAAUAUCUUUGCCGAAGUGAGCUGCGUUAUUAUAAUUUCUGUUAAACAGUUUGAGAAUCGCUGUAGGUGUAUUGUUAUGGAAUAUUUAAAUGUAAAGUUUCAACCUCUCGCGGCAAGGCCUAGGCGUGAAAGGUUGAUUUAUAUAGAACGUAAGAUUUAAAUGAAAUUGAAUUAAGGUGGUGGCUAAUGUAUUGUUAAUCGUAGUAGAUGUCAUUCCAUAUUUCUGUCACUCCGAGGACUAAAAAUUGAAUUUCAAGCAUUCUAGGUACAACCUCUCGGAGACCCUAAGUUAGCUCCCAACUGUAUAGGGUCCCUGCGACGAUGUACCUGUGUGGAAAAAAAAUGAAUCAACUCGAUUGUUUUAGCCUUUUAAACUUUAUCCACUGAUAUCGCGUCAGAGAAUUAUCGUAGCCCUACCUCAAUUAUACACCUUAUAUCUCUGUUGUAAGCUGGCUGGCUGUCUGUACAGUAUUAGUGUUCAAUAUAAUAACGAUAAUAAAAAAAAGAAAAACGCCCAAA
Molecule: messenger RNA, 1288 nt
Organism: Athalia rosae (coleseed sawfly)
Lineage: Eukaryota; Metazoa; Arthropoda; Insecta; Hymenoptera; Athaliidae
Gene: Vha13
Product: V-type proton ATPase subunit G
Exons: 4
Coding region: 75-431 (118 amino acids)
Biological process (GO): proton transmembrane transport
Cellular component (GO): vacuolar proton-transporting V-type ATPase complex
Molecular function (GO): proton-transporting ATPase activity, rotational mechanism
Source: RefSeq, a predicted model, not a curated record